AUGAUUGGGGAUUGGGUAAGUAACUACGCAAAGAAGGCCAUUCAUUCUAAGAACUCCAAUCUAACCGACCUCGCGAAUACCUGCAACGCUCUUCUUAAAGGUGGUUUUCUGCGAGUACCACUUGGUGAGCUCAAAAUCAAUAAAGUUGAAUUAAUCGAUCUUAACCUAAUUAUGUCUUAUCCAUUUACUUUUGCCUUUAAAGAAUCGGCUUCUCAAGGUGGUCCCCCUCAAACGGAACGACAAAAGGCAGUUGCAACUCUUUCGAAUCUGGUUCAUGUCAACUUUGGAGAAGAUUGCAAAGGCCUGUUAACAAUAACCCCAACUGAAUUCGACGUAGCAGUUGAAAGAAUCUUCGGCAGCUACAAGAAUGCAAACCCAGAUUACUCGAAGCUACAUAAUUACUCUCAUUGGUUGGCGAACUAUUCUUCCGAUGAAAGUGACUAUAUUGAAAUGCCUGGUCAACGAUUGGAAUUUUCCUCAACAACUAAGCGCUUAAUAACCAUCGAACGCAUAGAUCCGAAUGUCAAGGUGAGAGUUCGCCUUUACUGUUCUCAACCAUAA
Rodentolepis nana is the source of this 561-nucleotide messenger RNA. Lineage: Eukaryota; Metazoa; Platyhelminthes; Cestoda; Cyclophyllidea; Hymenolepididae. The record is from the annotation of a GenBank genome assembly.